Molecule: messenger RNA, 2873 nt
Organism: Petromyzon marinus (sea lamprey)
Lineage: Eukaryota; Metazoa; Chordata; Hyperoartia; Petromyzontiformes; Petromyzontidae
Gene: TEPSIN
Product: TEPSIN adaptor related protein complex 4 accessory protein
Cellular component (GO): trans-Golgi network membrane
Source: RefSeq, a predicted model, not a curated record
UUUUUUCCCAUUCACGUUUAACCCUUUGUCCGUGAAAUAUGAUUUACAGGAGACGAGUUCUGAUUUUGGUGUGAAUGUUGCUAACCAUACGCCCAUUAAAAAAAAGUCAUCGGGACACGUUUAAAGGGUACUUCUCACAAUUAGCCACGCUAUCGCUCGACUGCCCUCUUUAUUCGAGAGCUAUGAAGGUCCAUGACCUGAAACGUCGCCCAUUACAUGUUUUUAUUUUAAGGCCACACUGUCAUUGACGAAUGUGUAGAGUUUUGUUAAUUGUCCAUGUGACCACUGCAGCAACAGCAGCACCAAACAAUGUAUGCUGAACUUCUUUCGCACCGUACGUAGCCAACCGUGAUAAUUAUAAUCGGAGGCAGGGUGGUUACUCGGUGAGGCUCGUGUAGCCGGCCACGCCGAAUCUCGUUGUCAAUCAUCGCCUUCGCCCCACCCACCGGAAGUUUCUGCCCCUCUUCACCCCUCAGCCCCCCUUCACUUCCGGUGGGUGGGGGGGGGUUGCUUCGUGUUUCUUGGGUUUCGCCGCCAUGAGUGCCGCGUCCCUCACGGACAAGCUGCUCUUCCUUCGCAAGCUGCCCGUGCUGGUCCACGCCACCUCGGAUGAGCCCUCGCCCUGCCCGGGGUACCUGUACGAGGCGGUGGCCGACAUGUCGCGUGAGUCGGCCGGCACCUGCCACUGUUUGCUGGAGUUCCUGCUGGAGCGGCUACGUGGGGGCUCCUGCCACAGCAAGCUCAAGGUGCUGAAGCUGUGCCGCCACCUCCUCGAUCACGGCUCGCCGCAGUUCACCCUCGCGCUGCGCCGAAACGCAGCCUGCCUGCAGCAGUUCAGCGUGUACGCAGGCCCCCCAGACGCGCUGUACGGGAACGCCCACUACCGCAAUGUACGCACGGCCGCCGCGGAUCUGGCCGGAGCCCUUUACGCUGACGAUCCGGACUCCCCUCCAAAGCCGCGAGACCGCCCCCCACCCUCCACCGGUAUGGGGUGCGUGUCUGAUGGCCGGACACCACCUCGUGCCUCCAUGCAAGGUUUUGGCUUCACGGCUCCUGGAGCCGGUGAAGGCCUUCUUGAUCGAAUCCAGAGGGCGGCCAGCGUCGUCUUGGCAACGGCGACCCCAACCCCAUCCCAGCAGCCAAUCAGAAACACCGGUUCAGGUCUCCAUAGGGACGGAUACCAGCCAAUGGCAGCGGAGGAGGUCUCCCUGACGACUGGUGCGGCGCGGCCUGCUGAGAGGGCUGCCCGGGAUACGCGGAUAGCGGUGCACCGGCCCGGGCAGGCCGGUGGGGGCUGGGACGAGAGCGACAGCAGCGACAGCCUGUCCCAGGCCUCGGUGGGCGCCGGCGUGCGUCUCUCCGGACCGGCGAGUCUCAGCGGGAGCCACAGAUCGGGCUCUGACGGCCACUCGCUGGACCCGGACGUCACCGCCACGUUGCCCCCCGGGAGGCAAGAGGGCGCUGGCGGUGAUGAAGAGGAUGAGGAGGAGGAGGAGGAGAGAGAGGAGCAGCAGCUGGUGGCACGGGUGGUGGGCGGCUCGCGCCCGUUCCUUUCUCCGGCCGAGAACCAAGCCUUGCUGCGAGAGGCAGGGCUGCUAAACUGUGAGCUCCUCGCCGUGCGGCUGUCCGAGCGGCUCGGCGACCCCUCCGACACCGUGAAGAUGCGGGCCAUGGCGGCGCUGUCCAGCCUCGUGAACUCCGACCUCCUGUCACAUGAGCAGGUGUGGGGGGCGGCAGCGUCGGCGCUGCACACAGUGAGCGGGGGGCCACCCGGGGCCUGCGCAGACCGGGCCAACAAGAUCCUCCGGCAGCUGCAGUCUCUGGGCAGCAGUGGGGGCAGCAGCCGGGGAUCACCGAGCCCCCUGCACACUCCCCCACCGGGUCCCGCCGCCCCCGCUUCCCCCGCUAUCCCCGCCGCCCCGCCAGGCCCCGCGGAGGAGAGACCUCGGCCCGGCCGUGGGCCCCAGGCCCAGGGAGCCCCAUCCCUCUUCGCCGGUAUGGAGAUCCGGGCGGUGGGCCCCGGCGUCGCGGAGGGGCCCGAGCAGGAAGGGCUGCGGCCAAAGAGGAGGGGGUCGGGCGCGGGCUCCACCGGCAGGGCCCGCACAAGGCCGUCGGGUCCCCCUGCGGAGCGAACCCCUGGGGCGGAGGCGUCCGUCCGGCCUGGAGAGGGGGGCCCCCCGUCGGGCCGCGGCGGAGAGGGGGGGCAGGUGGCAGGGCCCUACUGCCCCCCCACUCUCGCCACUUCUUCCUCCGCCUUCUCCUUCCUGAGCAGCUGACGGGUGACGCGCAUCGAAGCGCCGAUCGUUAUGCGAACGAGAUGCUGAUGUCACAACGAGAUGCCGAUGUCACAGCGGGGCGAACAGAGAGAGAGAACGAAACCCCACGGAGGGAGCGGGCGACAAGAUGAGACACUGGGGAGACGGUGGGGAAGGCAUCGUCGGCUCUUGAAUGGAGUGCGGCACCGGAACCGUGACGUUUCAUCGCAUCGCUGGACGGAGUUGACUCGUGUCGCGCCCAUGACCACACGCGCUUAGUUCACGCACUUCACGCACUUCCACACGCUUCACGUGCUGUUCACGCGCGGUUCACACGCGUGUGCACAGCCCGCCGCACGCAGAGUUUCACCUCCACCGCGCCAUGCCCUGCCUACUUGAACAUCGUCGCUCUCGUGCUCUGCUCAAUCGCAGCAACGCGGGGUUUGGUGGAGUCCCUGCAUCGGGGGUCCCAGUAUUAGUGUUGCUGCAGAGGGGGUGCCUGUGUUGGGGGGUUCUAUUGUUGGGGGUCCCUGUGCCCAGGGGUCCCUACGGAGUGGCCACGCUUUGCUCUGGUUGUAAAUAAAACACGGAGUGGCCUGCACCGCUCCCUGGACCGAA